GUGUGUGUGUGUGUGUGUGUGUGUGUGUGUGUGGUGCUGUAGCUCAAUUGGUUAGAGGGUGAACAUCUGGGAUCUUGGAGGGUUGCAGGUUCAAGCCACAGUGAUGGCGAGCUAUGGCAUAAUUUCCUUAAGCAAGAAACUUACACACAAUUGCUUCUCUCGACUCAGCAGUAUAAAUGAGUACUUGGUCAUUGACUGGGGUGGACAUGACCGCUGGCUUGGCAGUAACAUCAUGCGGCAGACGGGUACUUGUGGGCUUUGGUGUCCAGUCCCAGAGCUGCGCAAUUGUCUUUGACACCUGGAUGACUCCUGCCAAGCUCCAGGUGGAUUGUAGCACUGACCCUAAGCCUUCACGUAGUGCAUGGAGGCCCUGUCUCUAGAGGCAGGGGAGCUAUCUCUGCAACUGACCUUAAGGUUGACGUUGAAUAACGUGGAGGGCUUGACAUUUGUCCAUUUGUUUAUUUUUAUUUGUGUUCCUGUAAAAUGCAGAAGGCUUUGUACACAGUGGUUGUUGAUGGUGGCUCUAUUGAGAUUGUUGAUAACUUUGUCUACCUCGGUAGCUGCAUUGCAGCAGACAGUGACUUACAAGAAGAAUCGUCACUCUGCAUUGCCAAAACUUGUAAAGCCUUGGAUGCCUACGUCAGCCAAUCUUGAAGAACAAACAUUUCCCAAUAGCUACAAAAAGAACUGUUUCUCAAGCUGUCAUUCUACCCACUUUGUUAUAUACGGAGCAGCGACAUGGACAGCCAAGUCUAACAACAUCAGACGUCUAGAUUCAUUUCAUAAUCGAUGUAUUCGGACCAUUCUCAGUGUCAACAGACAUCAACAAUGGCAGGAGCAUAUUACAUAAAGGAUGGAGUGAUGCAGUGUCAAAUGACUUGAAAACCAUGAAUGUGUUGGAGGCAUGAGGGCGGGGUAAAGGUCUGGCUACGCGAGACUAGGACUGUCUAUACUAUAACAUAGUGGAUUAGAGUACAAGUCACUGCUGUUGCACUUUUGUGUACAAGAAGUCGUAGAAUUAUUAUUGUUUGAUCAUGUAUGCAGUGAUGUUCUGUACAUGGCUGCAUGUGUUUCUGGUGAGACACGGCCUGCAGUGAGUUAAUAAGUUUUGCACACAUUAGCAUAUUUGCAGUGGUGGGUGACAAUGUGAGAGAUCAAUGCAAAUAGGGUGUUGUAGAAAAUGAUGUGCUGAUUAUGAAAAUGACAAUAUGAACUUGUAGGCAGGAAAUGAGAAAGGGGAGGGGCUGGAUAUGAAAACAUAUUGAGACUAGAUUGUAUACCCGCCCCGGAUGUGAAGGUGUGUGAGGAGGAGUAUAUAAGAGCAAGCUCACCAGCUCACUUCAUCAGUAUCGAGGAUAUCGGUCAUCAUCAUGUUUUCAUUUUUUGUGACAGUUCUUGUGCUCAUUCAAGUCAUUGCUACUUGUGGUGGUCAAAGUGUGUCAGAUGAGAAAAAUCAGCAGAUAUGCCUGCCUGCUGGUGUUCGGGGACUACGUGGAUACGAUGGAAUGAAGGGAGAAGAAGGAAGGAAAGGAGGGAAAGGAAUAAAGGGAGAGAGAGGAUUAGUUGGAGAUGUCGGUGGUAAAGGUAAUGCUGGAGAAAGAGGUCCACAAGGUCCACAAGGUCCACGAGGGAUGAAAGGAGAAACAGGACGGAAAGGAGAGAAAGGAGAAGCUAUGGCACUCAACUGGAAACAGUGUGUGUGGAAUAGAGAGGAUCAUAAGGACAGCGGUCUGAUUCAGAACUGUAAUUUUAGGAAACAUGACAGCAAUUCAGCUUUACAUGUUGCAUAUGCAGGAAAUCUCAGGGUUUACUGCUCCAGUGGUCUUUGCUGUUCUCGAUGGUAUUUUACAUUCAACGGUAACGAGUGCAGUGGACCUAUGACUAUUGAGGGAAUUGUGUAUGGUAAUCCGGCUAAUGAUAAUCCUCAUCGUCACACACAGAUUGAGGGAUACUGUGAGAACAUUCCAGCAGGUCAAGUCACAAUUGGAUUCUACAUUGGAAAGUGUGGGAGAUAUUCGACAUAUGAUGGCAAUACAGGAUGGAAUUCAGUAUCUCGCAUUAUGAUUGCAGAAGUUCCUCCAUCACAAAAGUGACUGAAUUAAAGAGAAAUUAGAACUUGUGUUCAGUAUAGUUUGCAGUACGUACAGUACGAGGUAGCUGAAGUAGGAGGCUGGAUGGUGCGCGUGCAUGUCUCUCUUUGCCAUAUGUGAGUGUUUGUAUGAUUAAUUCAAUGUGUAGCUGCAACUAACAAUCGAUAUCGUCCGUCAAAGUUACAGAACAAACGGCUGCCCAGAGACC
Corticium candelabrum is the source of this 2298-nucleotide messenger RNA. Its product is annotated as collagen triple helix repeat-containing protein 1-like. Gene Ontology annotation, molecular function: extracellular matrix structural constituent conferring tensile strength. Lineage: Eukaryota; Metazoa; Porifera; Homoscleromorpha; Homosclerophorida; Plakinidae. The transcript is spliced from 4 exons. The record is from RefSeq and is a predicted model, not a curated record. Gene Ontology annotation, cellular component: collagen type XI trimer. Gene Ontology annotation, biological process: extracellular matrix organization. Bases 1371 to 2093 code for a protein of 240 amino acids.